AUGGAUGGUAAUCCAAAAGAAUGGAGAAUUAUGUAUCAUGGUACCAAUUAAGGUGCUGUUAAUUCAAUUAUAAAAAACAAUUUAAUAAGUGGUGAGAAAUAACAUCAUUAAAAUGAUGAAUGUAUUAAUGAGCUUGGAGAGAAAGUUAAAGUUGGAAAAGGAAUUUAUUUUUCAAAUGAUAUUAAGGUCUGUAUUGAUAAUUAAUAUGCUAAAUACACUUAGGUUGGUGAAAAAUAAUUUGCACCUAUUUUUAUGUCAAGAGUAAAUCCCAAGAAAAUUAAAUAAAGUAAAAUGAUGAAAUCAAAACAAUUUUUCGUUGUUAAUAAUUCAGAAGAUGUGAGACCAUAUAGACUCUUAUUGCAUGAAAAAAAAAAUGAAAAAAAAAAUGAAAAAAAAAAGGAAAAUGAAAAUUUAAAUUAAAAUUUUUGUAUUUAAUUUUGA
Messenger RNA from Paramecium tetraurelia, 441 nucleotides. RefSeq lists its product as uncharacterized. The record is from RefSeq and is a predicted model, not a curated record. The transcript has a single exon. Lineage: Eukaryota; Ciliophora; Oligohymenophorea; Peniculida; Parameciidae.